Messenger RNA from Amaranthus tricolor (Joseph's coat), 2114 nucleotides. RefSeq lists its product as uncharacterized. The coding region runs from base 2 to 1975 and encodes 657 amino acids. The record is from RefSeq and is a predicted model, not a curated record. The transcript is spliced from 2 exons. Lineage: Eukaryota; Viridiplantae; Streptophyta; Magnoliopsida; Caryophyllales; Amaranthaceae.
CAUGGAAUCCACGUGGAUUCCUAAGUGCAAACACGUAUUCAUGCACCAUCGAAAGUUCCUCCCACGAGACCACCAAUAUCGUAAGAAGAAGAAGUUGUUCAAUGGGGAGGUUGAGGACCGUGUAGCUCGUCGACCGUUGACCGGUUAUGAGGUUUAUGAACAAGUUAAGGGAGUUGAGACUGUAUUUGGUAAAACGGGGCAAGUGCAAGGAGGUGAAGGCCGAUUAUGGAAAAAAGAAUCAAUCUUUUGGAACCUUCCAUAUUGGAGAGAUCUACAGGUUAGGCAUUGUCUUGACGUUAUGCAUAUAGAGAAAAAUGUAUGCGAUGCCAUACUCGGGACUCUCAUGAACAUUCCGGGUAAGACAAAAGAUGUUAGGGCCGUGCGAGAUUGGUUUGAAUGUAAGGGUCUUCGUCCGGAGUUGUGGGCACAUGUUAAGGUGAGUAAGAAAAGAAAUAGAGCUGAUGAUGAAGUUGGUGGCAGUAAGAAGAAGAUGCUUAAUGACAAAGUUUAUUUGCCUCCAGCUUGCUACACAUUGUCCAAAGCAGAGAAGCGGACAUUUUGUGAGUGUUUGUAUGGCAUUAAGGUUCCGUCUGGGUACUCAUCCAACAUGAAGAGAUUUGUUAGCCUAAAUGGUGAGCUGAAGUUGGGAAGCAUGAAAUCUCACGAUUGCCAUGUAAUGAUGCAAGUGUUCUUACCAAUUGCAAUCCGUGGAAUACUGCCAAAACAUGUGAGAUAUGCUAUUACCAAGCUAUGUUCGUACUUCAACACAAUUUGUAGUAAAGUUCUUGAUCCCUUUAAACUUGAUGCACUUCAACUCGACGUGAUUGUAACUUUAUGCAAGUUUGAGAUGUAUUUUCCACCUUCUUUCUUUGACAUAAUGGUUCAUCUUAUUGUCCAUCUCGUUCGUGAGAUCAAACUUUUGGGUCCAGUUUUUUUAAGGUGGUGUUAUCCUUUUGAAAGACACAUGGGUGUUUUACAAAACAAGGUGAGGAAUCCAGCACAACCCGAGGGGAGUAUGAUUCAAGGCACUGUGAGCGAUGAGAUUAGUAACUUUAUAGCCGAGUAUUUGGCCAUGGCAAAGCCUAUUGGACUUCCUACCUCUAGACAUGAAGGAAGGCUUGAGGGAAAAGGAACAAUUGGCUCCAAAUCGGUCACACCUCCUCGAGAAAGCCUUCUACAAGCACACUUGUAUGUGUUGCAUCAUAUUCCGGAAGUUCAUCCUUUUUUGAGUGAGCAUUUUGAUAUAUUGCGCGCAAAACAUCCUUCUAAAGGGGAUAGGGCAUUGAUGCAGUUGCAUAACAAGACGUUUAUUAAUUGGUUUCAUAAUCGAGUAAUAUGCGAAGAACUCAAGGGUGUAUCCGAAAUUGUUAAGUGGUUAGCUUUUGGUCAUUGUGAUGAUGUCAACAAAUAUGAGGGUUACGAUGUCAAUGGCUUCACAUUUUGGACUGAGGGUCAAGACAAGAAGUCAUCGUAUCUACAGAAUAGUGGGGUUUCUAUUUUGGCGUCAUCUACAUUUUACGCGAGUGCGAAGGAUCAAGCGCCGGUUGAUGCUAAAUUGGUAUACUACGGGCGGGUACAUGAAAUAUGGGAGCUUGACUACUCUACUUUCAAUAUUGGUCUUUUCAAAUGUAAGUGGGUAGAUAAUAAUCGACGAUGCAUAAAAAAUGACGACCCUUGUGGAUUCACUCUUGUAGACUUAGCUCGUUUGCGUGAUAGUGAGGAGUCAUUCAUACUAGCCACACAAGCCAAGCAAGUAUUCUACAUUGUAGACCUGUCUGAUAAAAAAUGGUCUAUUGUUGUACCGGGAAAAAGAAGCAUUCUUGGUAUAGGUGAUGUUGAGGAUGAGGAAGAAUAUGAAGCUUUUGAAGACUCCCCUCCCUUUAUCAAUCCAAUAUCAGUGGAUCAAGAUGAUGUAGAUGAUGUAGAUGUUGGUUAUAUGCGUGUAGAUCACACGGAAGGAAUACAUUUGAAUUAAGUGAUUCACAAGGUACUGAUAUAUAAUGCAUCUAUUCAGAGACGAAAUUGUCCCCGAGAUUGAGACCUCGGAUAAUGAGCAUCGUAGUUACGACAGUGAAGAGGACCAAAAUUGUGAGAUUCGAGCGUAUGGCUGAAGA